AUGAUGAGCCAAAGUGGGAAGAUCUCGGGACCCGAUACAAGCCACAUGGAUACGUCCUGCCCCUCUUCGAAAGACGCAAUCAAUGAGAAGAGUGAAACACAACCAGAGGAUACAACUCAAAGGAACUCAAUUAGGCAACAUAAAAAUGGCACCCUUGCAUUUGCCACGAGUAAUUUUUCAAACGAAAGGAGUAACGUAACCAUGGUCCAUGAGGAGGGGACGAACACGUACGAUCAAUUCGUAGUAGAACUCCCCUCUAAAACUGACACCAAUCCGAAGGUAGUAGAAGCACCCAGUGAAACCCACGGGAAGGGAACUAGUCCCACCAACGCAGGUGAGAAAAGGAAGAGUCAACCCCCUAACGAGAAGAUGACCUCCACAAUCUCCUCCACCAAAACGUACGCCGAAAGGGUGACCCAUGAAGGCAAGGCCAACGAAACGGGGGUGAACGAAACCAAGACCAAUGAUGACGUGGUCGAAAAAGAUGACAAUCCCGUCACCGACGAGGAAGAACCCCAAUUGGGACGCCCAGCAAGCGAUUCUCAAAAUUUUCCCAACGAAAAAAAAAAAAAAAAAAGGAAGAAAAAAAAAAAAAAAGGCAACACCCCUCAUGGGGUUAGAAAUGCCCCCACGAAUGAAAGUAUGAAGGAACAGGCCAAAGGCGAAAGUAGCCUCCAGUACGACUCCUGGCACGAGGUGGACGAUCCGUCCAACCGGAAUACGCCAACCAAAGACGAUAACCCCAAUGGAAGUGACUCACUCCGGGGGGAUACACAACGGGGAAAGGACCCAACAAGCGUGGAUAUGCCAACCAACGAGGACACACCAACCAAUGCUAACCACAACAGGAAAAACCCACCAGACGGAUGGCCUAAGAAAAAAAUAACCCUCCUUAAGAGGAACGAAAUGAAGUAUGAGAAAUACACAGGGGGCGGAAAUUAUCCCAUAGGAAGUACCCCUACUGGAGGGAAGAAUUGGCACCAAGACACAUCUCAGAAGACACUCGAGCAGAGAGAAAAGGAAUAUAGAAAAAUACGAGCGAGGAUUUUUUCCAACUUUAAUAAAAAGAAAAAUAGCUUAAAACUCCCUGAUGACUGCAUGUUCAAGGACUGUUCUAACGGUAUGCAGGAUGCUAACACAGCUAGCCAUUUCGCCAUGCCGGUAGGAAGUCCCUAUGGCGCACCGGCUAACAACCCUUACGGCGCAAUGAUGAACAGCACUUACGAUACAGCAAUUAGCAAUGUCUACUCCUGUGCGAUGAGUGGACUGUACGGAACAAACUUUUGUAACCUCCCCCCUAGUAACCAUGACGGCCACCUUUACACACAUAAUGGUAUGCACUUAAGCAGGAUGAAUGCGGCAAACGAUGUGCCUCCACCACCACCGAGCUUCUUCCCCACCAGUCAAACAGUUUACGCAAGUUAUAUGUACGAUAUGCAGAACCAGUCGAGCUUUUCCAAAACGGGUUCUCCCUUCCCCUUCCCCACCGAAUCGAACGCGAACUGUUACCCCCAUUAUAAGAAUAUCAACUUCCUACCCGGCAGGCGUAACCUCCCCAAUCGUGGAAAAGCGCAAAUGGCAGAUAAUUGCACCAAGGGUGAUGUAGGCAAGGACAAUCUAGUAGGUAUGAACCAAUACGAACUGAACAGUGGCCGUUACAACAGUGGAACGUAUAUGGACGGAGUGUAUACCACGGGUACCUACAACAACGAUGGGCAUAACAACGGUUUGUAUGCCUGUGGGUUGCAGAGUGGAAUCCCCCCAAGUGACCCCAUGCAAGGCACUGCACUGAUGAACCACCCAAAACAGAACAGCCUCACGAACAUCACACACGUAGAUUCGUUUAGCCAAAUAGCUAGCCAAAUUAAACUUCCUAACGUAGGCAGGACAACGUUCAAAGGAAAUCACUUUACUUCCUUAAGUAAGAAUAUGAACCAAGACGUUUGCAAAAAAAAUAAACCACCAAUGGAUAAACGGAUCAAUAAUAGCACGAGGAAGAAAGGGGCAAAUGGAAUUCAUCACAAUGUCAUCUCUGCUGAGGUGCCAAGGCAGAUGGACUUCCUUCACGGGGGGAUGGAAAACAUACACAACUCUGCAACUGUCGUCAGUGGGGGAUCCACUUCUCGGAGGAAGAAAAAGGAAAACAUCAGGGGUGACAAUGUCAGUUCCAGUGCCAGUGCAAAUGCAUGCACAAUGAAGAACACCAACUUGGUGAACACCCCCCCGUUGAAUUUCCUCACCAAUGAUAUGCACCCCUUGGGAAAUAUAAACCAAAAGACGACUGACCAUGUAGAAAGUGCGAAAGGAAGGCGAAUACAACCAGGUGCUCCCCCAUUUAACGCCAAGGGGGAGACCCACCCCAUGAACCAGCAAUCUUAUUGCACUGAUCAAUCAGCGGUCACCCCCGAGGAACAAUUAGAACAACACACAAAUGAAGAAGGCGCUCUGGGUGAACAAACUAAUUCCAAGAGAGAACAAAAAAACGCAUGCCCCGUUCAGGUAAAUGUGCCAAAUGAGGCACAGGGACUUCCCCCACCGCCACCCCACUACAAUGAUUCACGACCCGGAAGGGAUAACCAAUUAGGAGGUGCAAAAACCACCACGAAUGACAGUAAAGACACACAUAUCAAUGUAACCUGCUCAAAUGAGGGAGGUAAGAAUGGACCCCCUCCAAACCUAGACGACAUGACCGAUAACGCAGAACCGAAGGGAAAGAAGAAAAGGAAUGCCAAAAGGAAGAAAAAAAAAAAUGCGCAGGGUGAUAUGGCAAAGGGGACGGUUACCACGAUGGGAUCAUCCAUUGGGCCACCGAUCACCACCGUCACCACCACUCCGACCAACGGACCAAUGCCAAGUACCACUUUCCUGCAAAAGUACAAAGACCCCCUCCUUGCCAUAGACGAACUAGAAUACUGCAGGGAUAUAACCCUAUACGAAAGGAGAUUCGACAGGGGGAACAACACUUUAGAAAACACGAAGAGGUACGAUGUAGACUUCCCUUCUUUGUAUUAA
This is a messenger RNA of Plasmodium coatneyi, 3012 nucleotides long. RefSeq lists its product as uncharacterized. The transcript has a single exon. Lineage: Eukaryota; Apicomplexa; Aconoidasida; Haemosporida; Plasmodiidae. The record is from RefSeq and is a predicted model, not a curated record. Bases 1 to 3012 code for a protein of 1003 amino acids.